Messenger RNA from Trichoderma harzianum CBS 226.95, 898 nucleotides. RefSeq lists its product as hypothetical. The transcript has a single exon. Lineage: Eukaryota; Fungi; Ascomycota; Sordariomycetes; Hypocreales; Hypocreaceae. The coding region runs from base 111 to 731 and encodes 206 amino acids. The record is from RefSeq and is a predicted model, not a curated record.
CCCGGAUCGACAGCUGAUCAUGUCUUGCUUCCUGCUCUCUCUCACAGGCAACUUCAGGUCUUGAUCAAUUGACAAAGCCUUUCACCCAUUAACUCCAUACCACCGUCAAGAUGCUCGUCAAGUCCGUCCUCGCCACUCUCUCGGCUGCCACCGCCGUCUUUGCUGCCACUCCCCUCGAGAGCGGCAACUGGGUUCCCGCCAGCCCAGGCUUCUCGACCCAGACCUGUGCCGGAGGCAGCGUCAGCGGCAGCACCUUUUCCAUCCCCGCGAACCCCAACGGAAGCACCAGCGGCUCCGGCUGCUCCAACGGCCACCUCCGCGCCGAGCGUCGCUACAACGACGACUACACCACCGGCGUCCACCAGUUCGCCGGCACCUUCAAGAUCAACUCCCUGGGCGGCAGCCGUAUCGCCAUCAAGCAAACCUUUAACGGAGACACCGGCCCCUACUUCAUCCUGGCCGUCGACACUGGCGGCCGCCUGUACAGCGUCGAGGGCGGUGCUACUCUGGCUACCGGCGUUGCCAACGUCGGCUCGAGCGUCACCAUCAACACUGUCCACAACGCCGACAUCCACAGCUACCGCGUCUAUGUCAACGGCCAAUUGGCUUUCCGUGACGACAAUGCUCCUGGCGGAAGCUUCUAUGACAAGUUUGGUGCUUACACCACUGACAGCGGCGUUGGUCCCAUGAGCAUCACUUGGUCUGAUGUUGCUUUCUGGACCCGCCAGUAAGCGAUUCAUCAAUCGAGGGAUGAGUUGUUAUGAAGGGGUGUGCUUGACGGAGAGGUUUUUCGUUGUAUAUUUGUUGGAGGAUUUGUAUAUGCGCUUCUGACUUGAGCGGAAUAAUGUUUAUAGCUCCAUAUGCUUAUUCUGUAUAUAAUCGGCUUCAUGACUUAGCG